AUGAACAGGGGCUUUGUUCAUAUAUUUGAAUGUGAUAAAUCACAUGACUGCACAUGCUCUAUCAGUACCGGCACUAUCGGCACUGGAACGGCACCGGCACUAACGGCAUUUGUGCGGUACCGGCACGGCACUGAGUUUCAUAGUGUUAAGCGGCACUGGAACGCCACCGGCACUCAAAAAUUGCAUAUGACCACUGACGAUAAAAAUAGAAUGAACAUUGGUCAUUCUAGCAGCACAGCAACAGUUAUGGAAGAUAUAGAGAUUAUCAUAGAAGGCACCAACAAUUUGUCUACAGAGAAAAUUCAUUCAACUAAGAAAAAGGAGAUCACAAUCGUAUUGUUGGGACAGACAGGUGUGGGAAAGUCCACAUUCAUUAACUCAAUCGUAAAUUAUAUGUCUUUCGAGAGUAUGGAUGCGGCGAACGGACGGCCCAUAUGUUUAAUACCCGUAAGCUUUACGAUAACGGAUCCGAACACUCUAUUGCCACAGAAGGUAACACUCGGUGAACAGGAUGUGAAUGAAAAUACCGCUGACCCGACACAGUCGGCCACACAAUGCGCAAAAUGCUAUAAAUUUCAAAACAAUGAUAUUGUGCUCAAUAUAAUCGAUACGCCAGGAGUUGCCGACACGGAUGGUGUGGAUAAGGAUAACAUAAAUAUGCAAAUCAUAUUAAACUUUAUAAGUAAUUAUCGAGAAAUCAACGCUUUUUGUGUACUUUUAAAGCCAAACGAGCAAAAAGUUGAUGUAGUCUUUAACGCCGCAAAUAAUAUACUAUUUCUGUACACAAACUCCCGGAGCACUAACUACUUGCCCGGAGAGACCGGACCCGCUUUAAUUAAAUUUUUAGACUCAAUGAGUAAAAGUCCACCAAAUGUUGACAUCCCUUAUAACAAGAAUACAACCUAUUGUUUCGAUAACGAGUCGUUUCGAUAUCUCGUGGCUUCGGUUCCGCCAAAUAAUAUACAGUUUGACCCAAAAUUUAAAUCAAAUUUUGUUGAGAGUUGGAAAAGAUCAGUAGUUGAAUGUCAGCGACUAUUCAAUUACAUAACACAACUGCCGGCACACAAAGUGAUGGACACGUUAUCACUCAAUAACGCCAAACAAAUCAUACAAUUACUAACCAAACCGUUGGCCGACAUCACGAAGAAUAUCGCGGAUAACGUAAAGCAAUGCAAAAACCAUAGGAUUGAUGUCAAAGAGUUUGUGGGAACCAUUGAAGAGCUCCAGAAUAAGCUAUACAUACCAUCGGUUGAGAUAAUAUCCGUACCGUUAGAUCGGCCAAAGACUGUGUGCGGCGACAGCCGGUGCUGCGAACGCGUAACAAUCACUAAUGAUUUGACCGAGACCAAAUACACUACUGAAUGUCAUUCACCAUGUUACCUGGAUUUUAGCGAUGGUCACGUUGUAGGCAAUAAAGGUUUGCUCGGAUGCAAAGCGUUUAAUAGAUACAGCGGCACCGAUCGUGACCCUGGUGAACCGAGAAAAUCUACAUUUAUUAGGGCAUUAAAAAUGACCGGGGAGAAAAUUAUGGAAACACUGGGCCAGUCGCACGUGUGUCGCGCGUGCGGACACGGCUACGAAAAACACCUGCACAUAUUUUACGAAACACACGCUAAAGUUACCAAGGUGGAUGCAAACAUUAUUGAUACCAAGAUCAAAAUGGCUCAAUUGGCCGCUGAGGCCAAAGAGCAACAGAUCCGACGUCUGGACCAACGGAUCGCCGAAUUGAAGGCCGAAAACGAGACAAUCGUUCAGUCGAUGUCAAUGUUUGCCUGUUUUCUGGCCAACAAUGCCUUAACGCCGGUAAACGACGCGUUUGUAGACUAUGUGCAACACCUGAUUGCCAACGAACGGUACGGCACUACCGGUGCCGCCGGCAGUCAGACAACAAUCAAACGACUCGAACACGUGUUAAAGCAAUACGAGAAAGAGAAACAGAUUAUUACAAAUGCUAAGAAAAGUGAUGCCCAAAAGUCGGUGAUUACCCUGGCUAAAAUUAAUGAAUGCGUCGACCUACUGUGCUCGCUCAAACAUAAAGGCCCCUACAUUAGCAUAAUGCUCGACCAACAGCGUCAAGCUAAAGUGAAACACCACACGGCACACAAUCAGGUGAAUUACAACGCUACCGACCAUAGCGGGUUUAAUAAGGUGAAAUUGUUUUGGGAAAGAAAUACGACAAUGAUUUAG
Molecule: messenger RNA, 2187 nt
Organism: Medioppia subpectinata
Lineage: Eukaryota; Metazoa; Arthropoda; Arachnida; Sarcoptiformes; Oppiidae
Source: the annotation of a GenBank genome assembly